AUGCCGGUCAACCAGGAGUCGCCGGCUUUCAUUGCGUUGGUGCAGGCCAGUGCUGGUGCUGCGGGCGCCGUUUUCGCUUCGCUGGUCCUACAGCCUGUGGAGGUGGCCAAGACUCGCAUCCAGAUCAGCCAUGAAGGAGAUGACAGCACCCUUGAGACAAUGAGGAAGAUUGCGGUUGCUGAUGGCCCUUUGGGCCUUUGGCUGGGAGCAGGUGGCAAAUGUACAGAGAACGGAGCCAAAAACUUCGCGUAUUUUUACAUCUACGACUGGAUGAAUGCCGUGGUCAAGCAGUACAUGGCUGUCACAACGUCUGCGAAGUUGGUGUUGGGCUACGUUGCUGGAGUCGGCAACACAUUGAUCAACAUGCCUUUGGAAGUCAUCUCCACCAAGAUGCAGCUGGACGAUGCAAAGGGUUUGGGAACCCUCGGCAUGCUACGCCGCAUCAUCCAAGAUGAUGGAGUGGGCGCUUUGUACACCGGCCUGGGCUACAACAUCGCCCUGUGCAUCAACCCGGCCAUCCAGAACACCAUCCUGGACAAGCUGAAAGAAACGAUCCUCCGGCAGAUGAAGCGUCGAAAUCCUGAGGUGACACCAGCCCUGACGGCCUUCCAAGCGUUCACGUUGGGAGCUUUUGCCAAAGCCGUUGCCACUGUGGUAACAUAUCCGCUGGUGCGUCUGAAGACGAACUUGCCUCUUGGACGCAGCUGCUCUUGCGUUGACAUGAUUCCUUGA
Symbiodinium natans is the source of this 732-nucleotide messenger RNA. The record is from the annotation of a GenBank genome assembly. NCBI's taxonomy places the organism in Eukaryota, Dinophyceae, Suessiales, Symbiodiniaceae.